AACCUUCCAGGUGGGAGGGAUCGUUCCAUUGGAGAAGAUAUCACUGUAAAUUCUGGCUAAACAUCGAAUGGCGACUAAGGGGAGAUUUUUUUUGUCGACCAACACUAUAAUAGCACCACUUUAGCGAGCUGGGGUCUGCCUUUGGCAGAAAAACGUAUAGCGCGGUACAAAACACCGUAUUAAACGCCCGAACGGAACGAAACACCCGGAUAUAUUGGACGAAAUCUCGAAACGCGACUGUUCACUAUGAGCGAUACGAGACGAAUCUCAGAUGUGUAACUUUUGAACGGCGCAAUAGAUGGCACUGUUUCAAGUUAAUUUUCAACGUAUUUUUUGGAUGUCGGCAUUUGAAAUUUUACACACAUUUUUGAAGAUUUUUUGUUCGAGCUUGUACGUCUGUUCUCUGUGAUACAAGCUAGCCCACGAAACUUGUGUAAAAUUUCCAACGAAAGUUUUGAACAAUUCGAAUGUCAGCAUUUGAAAUUUUACACACUUUUUGGAAGAUUUUUUGUUCGAGCUUGUACGUCUGUUCUCAGUGGUAUUGGUACAGACUGUGACAUCAUAAUCACGAAAAAAAUUGUUAAUUUACUAGGAUACUUGCCUUUUUGAUGAUAAUUAAAAAAAUCUGCUCGAAAUUUUCCACUUUGAAAACAUGUUAUUUUCUAGAAGGAUUCUUGCUCUUCAAAAUCAGCACAACAAAAGUUGAAUUUUCGAAUAAUUUUCUAUACAAAAGACCAUCGAGAUAAAAAACAUCUGAUUCUUCAUAAAAUGUUAUAAUAGUUGAUUUAAACCUUUAGAAAUUAUUUUUCCGAAUCAUAAUUUCAGCACAAGCAACAAAAGUGAUGGAAGGUUUCGAACUAACAGCGUGUUCGUAAACUGAUUUGUUUGGGUGAUGCAUCGAUUUGUUUGGUCCAUCACCUUCCAAUGCUUUUGCAUACAGUUUGUUUAAUUUACGAACGCCAGCAUCGAUAGAAAAAAUCACUUCGAUACGCCGUAAGUGAUCGACAUUUACUCAGUUGUCGCCCUCAAGCACUCGAAUUCGCUGAGUAGCAAUAUUCGGGUCGUCUGAGUAGCCGCUUCUAAGUAAAAAAAUGAGUCGUUUUAGUUAAACCGACGGCUGCUUCAAACUCAUAUGUACUCAUUUAUUCAAAAGACAAUGUCUUGAAUGAAAUGGAGCCGGGCUCUGGGUACUUCAAAAUAAGCAAGUAUGUUUGUGUUCAGCGUGUCGGCCUUUUGUUUACAAACACCAAACGGUUUCAAAUAAUCUGAAAUUUUGUCAAAAAAUUUAUGAUUUCUACGUAAAAUCGCUAGUUUCCCUUCGUAAUUUCUUGUCUCGUGCCUUGUAUCCCGGAAUCAAUAUUUUCGAAACAUUCCCAAUGGAAAACAUCCUUGAACCAAGCAGUUCGGACGACAACAUGCCCUCGGACGGCGGAAACAAAAAAGAUAUCCAGUCGCUACUCUCGUCAGAGGAUGAUCUGUUCGAUGGACCGAAUCCGGUUUCCACCAUUAAGAUCGAACCUAGCCAAAUGCAGGACUAUCAUCAUCAUCAUGCCGGAUCUUCCAGCUCCCGUGGUGGCGCUUCCUACUCGAUGAGGACGGAAUUCGAAGACAUUAUUAUGCCGGAAAUCGGUCGGGAGAGCGCCAUGUCUUUAAGCUCCACCGAACUAAGCAAAGCUCAAAAGGAACUUGAGCGAGCAAAACGGAAAGAAAUGAAAAGCAAACGUGUUAUGGAGGAAGAGGAGCUGGAGAAGAUGCAGGUUCUAGUUUCCAAUUUCACCGAAGAGCAACUGGAUCGAUACGAGAUGUACCGGCGAGCGGCGUUUCCAAAGGCGGCAGUCAAGCGACUAAUGCAAACCAUAACCGGCUGCUCGGUUUCGCAGAACGUUGUCAUCGCCAUGUCCGGUAUAGCGAAGGUAUUUGUCGGGGAGGUUGUGGAGCUGGCCCUAGAUGAGAUGGAACGAACAGGGGAAACUGGCGCCAUUCAACCGAAGUAUCUGAGAGAAGCCGUUCGAUCGCUGCGGUCACGGGGACAGAUUCCGAACGGUCGGGGGCAUAAGCAAUUUUUCAAAAUGAAUUAAAUGGGUGGGUUUCUUGCGAUUUUUUAUACAUACACUAGCUGACCCGGUGUGCUUUGCUACACCUUUCAAAGACAAAUGGUAUUUUCAGAAAUUAUUCAAAUUUUUAUUGUUUUGUUGGCAUUAUUUUAAAUCAAAUUAUAACAUAAUUCAAAAGCAGCCGCAAUAAGAGCUGCAGCUGGAGUUUUGAAUUGCAAUACAAAGAUGACUUAAACUAUUUUUUUGAAUCUUAAUCUAUAAAUUUGUGUAAAGAUCUGAUAAUUUUUAUAUGUUUCUUUAAGCUUCGCCCUGAGCUGGAAAGGUCUCAAAUUAAUCAUACGCAAACAAUCUAACUUAUGAAUUAUGGUUAUGUUCUGAAUUUAUGCAAAGAAACUGAUAAGAAAACCCCCCGCUGUCCUUCUCGUCACCCCCUGCUGAAUGGAGGUCGGGAUCUUUAAUAAUCAUACCCAUUUUUUUCGAACCCAAAAAUCCUCUUAUAUCAACUAUAGUUUCAUUGGUUGAUAAGUUUUCAAGCUUUACAACAAAAUUUAUAUGACCCCUCCCCUCUUUCUUCCUCUCUCUACACUGUAAAGCGUAAGGGUAUAAGGCUAUAACAAUCGUAGAAAUAUAUCUCGUAACCAAAUACCUUUCCAUGCCAUAUGGACCUCCUCCCUCCUCCUAUGUACCUACUUACUGGAAGGAGGAUGGUGUGUCAAAUAAUCAUAGAAUCAUACCAAAACGAUUUCCAUGUUAAGUUUUGUCCAUUUUUCGGAUUUUGUUAAAAAAAAAAUGAAAUGUUAGCUUUCCUCUGCUCUUUCUAUAUUCCCAAUUCUACCCUGCUGCAAGAAAGGAAUUGUUUCACAUAGAAAUAUUUCUCGUUUUGAAAUACCAUCCCAGGCUCAAUUUGGUUUUAUUUGGGGAGAACCAUCCCUCCUUCCGUCCUCCCCAUUGAAUGGAGGGGUGAGAACUUAAUAUUCAUAGAAGUAUUUUUCGUACUCAAAUACUUUUUGAUGCCAAAUUUGGUUUCAUUUGCUCGAAUAAUUCUCGAGUUAUGCAAAAAUGCAUUUGUAUGUAAGCCCGCUUUCCCCCUUUAUCUAUAUUUUUCCGCUGAAAAAAAAAGUGGGGCUUCAAUUUAUAUGGAAACCUUUCUCGUAUCCAAAUACCUUUACAUACCAAAUAUGUUUCCCUUCGCUCGAUCAGCUCCCAUUUAUACUGAAAACUGUAAUGAUUACCCCUCCUCCACCUUUUCAUUCGCCUCUUUGAAAUAAUGAGGUAUACCAAAUAUUCAUAGAAGCAUUUCUCGUACCCAAAUAUCGUUCCAUGCCAAAUUUGGUUCCAUUUGCUGUUGUAGUUCUCGAGUUAUGCAGUAAAAAUUGUAUGAAACUCCCCUGCCUCUUUCUUUUCUCCACACUGGUAGAAGUAAGAGGUCUCAAACAAUUAAUACAUGUCUCGUUCCCAAAUACUCUUCCAUGCCAAAUUUGGUUCCAUUUGCUUAAUUAGUUCGCCAGUUAUUUAAAAAAAUAUAAAAAGCCCCCCCCCCUUUAUAUGUUUCUACUGGAAAGAGGCAGGGGUCAUAAUUAAUCAUAGAAACAUUUUACGUAUCCAAAUAUCCUCCCAUGUCAAAUUUGGUUCCAUUUGCUCAAUUAGUAUUUGAGUUAUCUAAAAAAUUAUAAGAAGGCCCCUCCCCACUUUAUAUCUUCCUACUGAAAAGCGGAGGGUUCUCAAAUAAUCAUAGAAAUAUUUUUCGUAUUAAAAUACCCUCCCAUGCCAAAUUUGGUUCCAUUUGCUUUAUUAGUUUUUGAGUUAUGUAAAAAUUAUAAAAGAGGCCCCCUUCCCUUUUCUACUGGAAAGAGGGAGGGGUCCCAAAUAAACAUUGAAAUAUUUUUCGUAUCCAAAUACCUUCCUAUGCCAAAUUUGGUUACAAUAUAUUGAUUAGUUUUCGAGUUAUAUGAAAAAUUGUAAGGUAGCCCCCCUCCCUCCUUUCUAUCUCCCCACUGAGAGGAGGGAGGGGUUCCUUAUAUUCAUAGAAACAUUCUUCG
This is a messenger RNA of Uranotaenia lowii, 4093 nucleotides long. It is a transcript of the gene Taf11, whose product is annotated as transcription initiation factor TFIID subunit 11. Gene Ontology annotation, biological process: RNA polymerase II preinitiation complex assembly; transcription initiation at RNA polymerase II promoter. Gene Ontology annotation, cellular component: nucleus; transcription factor TFIID complex. The transcript is spliced from 2 exons. The record is from RefSeq and is a predicted model, not a curated record. Gene Ontology annotation, molecular function: protein heterodimerization activity; transcription coactivator activity. Lineage: Eukaryota; Metazoa; Arthropoda; Insecta; Diptera; Culicidae. Bases 1377 to 2078 code for a protein of 233 amino acids.